This is a messenger RNA of Numida meleagris (helmeted guineafowl), 2095 nucleotides long. It is a transcript of the gene CCN5, whose product is annotated as WNT1 inducible signaling pathway protein 2. Bases 125 to 1075 code for a protein of 316 amino acids. NCBI's taxonomy places the organism in Eukaryota, Metazoa, Chordata, Aves, Galliformes, Numididae. The transcript has 5 exons. Gene Ontology annotation, molecular function: integrin binding; heparin binding. The record is from RefSeq and is a predicted model, not a curated record. Gene Ontology annotation, cellular component: extracellular matrix; extracellular region. Gene Ontology annotation, biological process: signal transduction; cell adhesion.
CCCUGCUCGGUCGUGGCAAUGACCCAGGCUGGAUGUCAUAGGAACAGCCACCCCAGCCCAUUCACAGCCCAGGAGAGAGGUGCUGGCUCUGCCUGGCAGCCCCUGCUCGGCAGCCCCCUCUGCCAUGCCCGUGCCACUGGGGAUGUGUCCCUUGUCCCUUCCCUUCUCUUGCUCUCCCGGCAGACAGCACGCGCUCACCUUGAGGGGAGUGGAAAUGUCAGCUGGAAUGUGGGCUGGAAAAAAAAGAAAGCAAAUCUUGAGGCUUGUCCAAACCUACUCCUGUUUAUAUUGGAGCCUGGGAGUGACAUCAGAGCAGGGAGAGUAUAAACACCAGCGGGAUCCACUUGGGGCUUUAAAGCCUGCAAACAUGAGGCUCCGGCUGGAGAAGCAGCUCCUCAUCCUCUCCCUGCUCUGCAUCCUCUCCAAGGUGUGCUCCCAGCUGUGCCGACGGCCAUGCUACUGCCCUCACGUGCUGCCCCGCUGCCCCCGGGGGUCCCCCCUGGUCCUGGAUGGCUGUGGCUGCUGCAGGGUCUGUGCCCGGCGCCUGGGAGAGCCCUGUGACUUCCUGCAUGUCUGUGACCGCAGCCAGGGGCUCGUCUGCGACUACAGCACAGGAACGGGAGGCACCUGCAACUUUGAAGACGACGAGGAGGGCUGCGAGGUGAACGGGCGGCUGUACCGUGACGGGGAGGUGUUCCAGCCCAGCUGCAAGCUGCAGUGCCGCUGCCUGGAUGGGGGUUUCACCUGCGUCCCGCUCUGCCAGGAGGACGUCCGCCUGCCCACCCCGGACUGCCCCUACCCGCGCCGCGUGGACAUCCCAGGGAAGUGCUGCCCCGAGUGGGUCUGCGAGACCGGAGAGCGGCACCUCCUGCAGAGCUCUGGGGCAGCCCUUGCGGUGCCGUACCCCUGCCAGCCAUGGGGCACGGAGUGGAGCGCCUGCUCAGCCACCUGCGGCGUGGGCUUCUCCACCCGCGUCUCCAACCAGAACCGCUACUGCCGGCUGGAGACACAGCGGCGGCUCUGUGUGGUCAGGCCCUGCCUGGCUCUGCCGGCAGCAUCCCCUGCGAGGGGAUGAGGAAGGUGUUUGCAGCCGUGCCCACCCUGGUUGCAUCCCGGAGCCAAUGUCUUGGCACAGAGGCUGGCACACAUCCAUGACACCGUGGUUUUGGCGGAGGUGGAAGACACGUCCCUUGGGAAUCUGGGGGAAAACUGAUGGACUUCAGCUGCAGAGGAGGGUGGAAAUAGAGAACAAGAUCCCCACAACACGCCUGUGCACUCUGCUGCCCCACGUAGGGUUACUGGGCAGCACCCCCCCAUUGUAUGAGAUGGGGAAACCCUGCUCCAAGCACAAACCCACCUGAGAAAAGGGGACAUGGUUCUUUCCCAGACUGGGGAGGCUUUUGGAGAGGGCCAAGUGAUGCUGCUGUGCCAAGCACCACACACGCAGCUCUGCUCCGCAGAAUUAGACCACUAGCGGGAUGCCCUGUGCCCCCCACACUGGGGCUGGGGGUUCACUGUCCCACCACACCCGAGCACUGACAGAGGUGUCCUCCUGGCAGCAGCUCCCAUUCACCUUCCCCACGUCCCUCCAGGACAAGCAGACAGCUCCCCGCCUCGCCUGGCUGCCUGCUCUCCAAAGCCCGGCGGUUUGGCAGGGCUCUGGCAGGCGAGCAGCUCAGACGGAGGAGGCACCAGACAUACCACCCUGCAUCCAAGCGCAUACCCCAAAAACUAAGGCCAGCACGAAGGCAGGAGACGGGAAAAUAAACAGCCGCGAUGCGCCCAACGGGCUGGAGCUGCUCCAGUGUGCAGUGCUGCGCGGGAGAGCGGAGCGGCAAUGAACCUCUGGGGGCUGCUCAGAAACGAAACCCAAAUGCCCUCUAAUGGCCUCGCAGCGAUGUGCAGAGCAGGCGAGACUGCGCAUCUUGGCUGUGCAUCCGUGCAGUCAAAGCGUGGUGAACGUGAUUGCAGCGUGUCGGCCUGGGCUAAGCGUGCCCCUCGGCCAGCAGCAGAGCCCAGCAGCCCCAGCAGGUGCUGGAAAUAAAUCGGUGCGAAGGGUGUUGUCACCUCUUUGGGGGAAAAAAUAAAGAAAAAG